GACAGGGUAACAGAGACUCUCAUUAAGCUCCAUUAACAUAUUGACUUACACAUCCCUCAGGAUUCAAAUGAAGGGGAACAUGGGACAUGCAAUGCAUGUAUGACCGAAGUCACCAAACCCUGUCUGUAACAUGCAGUUGUUCCAUCCCCUUGGGACAGACCAACAUUUAUAAUCUAAAAGGGAGACAAAAGGCCAGAGGAGGAAAACACCCCUGGAGGAGGAAAACACCUCUGGAGGAGAAAACAUUUCUGGAGGGGGAAAACAUCUCUGGAAGAAGAAAACAUCUCUGGAGGAAGAAAACAUCUCUGCCUGCUCAGGAUCAGCCAGCAGACUGUGUCUCUGCCCCUCUCCUGAAGGGACACCUUUAGGGGGAACAGCUUAAAAUCAGAAGAUUGAAGGGAAGGACUGUAAAUCGCUCAAGUGACCUUGCAACUGGGAAUAACCCUUGACAAACCAGUGUGAACAGCAUGGACCAAGUGUAACAGUGCCUGCAUCUCCACUUCUAUGCCUCUGCCUGGGCGUUGCUUCAUGGAUCCUUGAUUAGUGAGGUAACAGAAAUAAAUUAACUCUUUGUAUUCUAGCCCUGACUUCGUGGUUAUCCCAGCUGUCUGCCUGUGCCCACUCCCACAUUUGACACAGUUGGCAGAAUCUGGGGACAACCAUGUCGUGGCUAGCGAGAAGGUCACGAAAGCCGAAAAAGCUGAAAAAAUUGAAAAAAUCCGGGGCUGGAGAGGCUGUGGUGGUGAAUCCCCACAUCCCAGGAUGGCCCAGCACUGAGCGCUGGACCCCCGUGGCCACCUUCCUCGCCACCAUGGCCAGCCCGGAGACGUGGCCCGAAAUCGAUGACGGGGUGGUGGUGAACCCGCACAGGGUGGAGAUCGCCAUGCGCGGGCUGCCCUGGAAAGGGGCGUCCAAGUCCUCCCGCAAGCUGGCAGGGAGGCUGGGCUGGCUGCUGGCCACGGGGCUGAGGGCCCUGGACAGGGAGGUCAUCGCCCUGCAGAGCAAGGUGAGCGAGCUGGAGAUGCUCACCUACGCCCGGGCCCGCGACUGCGAGGCCAUCGCGCUGCAGAGCAAGGUGAGGGAGCUGGAGCUGGUCACCUACGCCAGGGCUCUGGAGAGGGAGGUGACAGCGCUGCUGGGCAAGGUGAGGGAGCUGGAAAGGGAAGUUGUGACCCUACGGGCUGCAAAGAUUGCUCACGACGUAACCGCCGCUCAAGCAGACCAGUGCUACGAGCAGCAAUGCACUAUACAGCAGCUGGUGUCACCCAGGCACAAAUACGUGGAAAACAAAGUGUUGAUCUCCCAAGUUCGUGCUCCAGCUAUGAAAUCUUCACGGGAUCCCAAGGAACUGGAUGGAAAUCUUUGGGGUGAGUACUCAGACUUUGAGAUUGAGAUUUAGCCAGAUUUAGCAGAUAGUGGGGUGGCAUAGAUCACACAUAUUUACACUCUGAAAGAGUUCCAAUCAUGCACUCCUAGACAAGGAAAUCCUACUGAAUUAGAAAUAAUAAUUUUAGAUUUUAUAGUCUCAUGGGGAUUGUGUCUGAUGACUGGACC
Oenanthe melanoleuca is the source of this 1554-nucleotide messenger RNA. RefSeq lists its product as uncharacterized. The coding region runs from base 662 to 1399 and encodes 245 amino acids. The transcript is spliced from 2 exons. NCBI's taxonomy places the organism in Eukaryota, Metazoa, Chordata, Aves, Passeriformes, Muscicapidae. The record is from RefSeq and is a predicted model, not a curated record.